This is a messenger RNA of Melampsora larici-populina 98AG31, 372 nucleotides long. RefSeq lists its product as uncharacterized. The transcript has a single exon. The record is from RefSeq and is a predicted model, not a curated record. NCBI's taxonomy places the organism in Eukaryota, Fungi, Basidiomycota, Pucciniomycetes, Pucciniales, Melampsoraceae. The coding region runs from base 1 to 372 and encodes 123 amino acids.
AUGUAUCUUAAGGGUUUCAAAUGGGUUGAUGACAAGCAACCACUAUCCACAACCACCCCGGUCACCAAUCCAAAGAGAGUUCAAUUGCAAGACACUCGCCCCGUUGUGGUCAGAUAUGGUUAUGGCAAAAUGCAGGGCAUUGACAUAACCAUAGAUUACCACACCCUCAAACGCAUCACCCGUUCCACCAGCUUGAAGAAGUAUUUGAGCUUUUGUGAUGUUCCGGAAGAAAAUCUCAACAAUCUACGCUCCCGUCUGCUUGAACAUGGUAUCGAAUCCUUUCAUCAAUUCCUUUUCCCGGAUGUUUUGAACGCCCGCGAUCUUAUCGGUUUUGGAAUUGCUUGCGGAACUGCGAUGGAUCUAAUGGCUUGA